AUGCCUGCGUCUCCUCAACUGAAUGUACUGCCGGGACGCGAGGGUCUUCAAGAAUUUACAAAGCACCCCCAGCAAGGAGGCAGAUCUCCCCCAAAUGGGUCUUUUCUGCGCCCUCCAUCCUCUCUCCCGGAACCCUCGGGGACUUGGGCAGCGCCCCCACGGCCCCCCUUCCGUCCUGGACGAGCCGCGGGGAGAGAGGGGGUUGUGGAGGCGAAACGCUGUGGAGAAGCCGGUUCCGCGCCAAUUUGGAGAGCGGCGGUGGCGGGGAAGCAGGGGGCGGAGGGAACGGAGACUUGUGUCACGUCCUUCAGUCUCCUUUCCCUCCUUCCCAGCCCCCCGGGCCCUGCCUGUCGCUUGAAGGGGCACCGGGACCCCGACUCCAGAUGGGGGCUCCCGCCCGCGGGAAGAAUCGGCCCCGGGGGCUUUCUUUCCUCCCGCACUCCGCCCUACGCCCAGCACCUCCUCACCGCUAGACCCGCUACCGCUCCGCUCUCAGCUGGCGCCGGCGCCAACCCAAUAUAUAGGCCGGGCCAGGCCCGCCCUGCACGCAUGCGCCGCAGACUGACACCUCCGGACUGCGCGCUCCCCUCUCCCGCGCGCCCGCCCCGCAGGCCCUCAGUCCGCGUUCACCUGUUCUCCACUUCACCUGCCUGCGCGGCCCGGAGGCGGGAGGGAGUCUCUCGGAGGCUCCUCCCUCCUCCGAGGUCUGGCUCCCCGCCGCUCUGCUUCCGCAUCUCCCGCCCGUGCUUUCCAGUUCCCUCCCGCCCUCAACUCCCGGAUCCCGUCCGUGUCAGGCCGCGGCUCAGUCCUGGCCUACGGCCAGGUGGAGGCGGCACGGGCGAACAUAAGAGUAGUCAGGAAGUGGCCAUCCUGCGGCGCACCGUGGCUGUCCCGCCAAGGUCUCAAGGAACCCAGUUCCUUCGGAAAAGACGCCGGGACCAGGAGGGCCCGCCCCCGCGGGAGGAGCGCCGCUUUGGCUGGCGAGCUGGCCAAUGGGAGGCGAGGACGGCAGCACAACGUGGAGAAGCUGCAGAAUGUAAACAGAGCCGGGCGCGCCGCGGGCCACGUGUGUCCCCGCGCGCCACCCGUCGGGUCUGGGACCACCGGGGCCGGCCGUGGCACCUCAGGGCAGCCAUUCUCUGGGAUGCCUGUCUUGCACUUUUCUCCAGCCCGCUGACGGAGGUUCGUGUCAACCAUUUCCCGCUGCCCGCUCCGCCGACCGGGUUACCUCCCAUGGGAGGAAAUACUAAGAGCCUUGCCUCCGGUGACAUAGAAUCAAAAGAGGCCCCGAAUCUUCAGUCCCAAGAAGCUCGAUACCAUUAUAAUGCUUAUGAUGGCGCUCUCGUUCCGGGAGGAGUUGCCUCCGUUUGCAGUCACCUCAAAACACUUGGCGGUGUAAAAGCUUAGAGAUCUAACAGCAUGAUGGUAAGAAAA
Messenger RNA from Zalophus californianus (California sea lion), 1434 nucleotides. RefSeq names its product translation initiation factor IF-2-like. The record is from RefSeq and is a predicted model, not a curated record. The transcript has 4 exons. Bases 1 to 1407 code for a protein of 468 amino acids. Lineage: Eukaryota; Metazoa; Chordata; Mammalia; Carnivora; Otariidae.